This is a messenger RNA of Cladophialophora psammophila CBS 110553, 1041 nucleotides long. RefSeq lists its product as uncharacterized. Lineage: Eukaryota; Fungi; Ascomycota; Eurotiomycetes; Chaetothyriales; Herpotrichiellaceae. Gene Ontology annotation, molecular function: oxidoreductase activity, acting on the CH-CH group of donors, NAD or NADP as acceptor. Bases 1 to 1041 code for a protein of 346 amino acids. The record is from RefSeq and is a predicted model, not a curated record. The transcript has 2 exons.
AUGGUAUUAAACAAGGCAAUGGUCUUCAGACAAAUCCCUGAAGGCCUCCCCGUGGCAGGCAACGACUUGACCAUCGAACCUGUUACCGACUACGAUGGAAGCUCCCCCGCCCCGGCUGGGGGUGUGUUACUGCAGGCCGAGUAUGCGAGUUUUGAUCCUUACAUGAAAGGGCGCAUGCGCCCGGCGCACAUCAAAUCCAACGCGACAGCAUUUGAGCUGAACAAGCCGCUAGUGAACCAAUGCAUUGCCAGGGUCAUCAGAUCGAGCCACCCCAGGUAUCAGCCCGGAGAUCAGGUCAUUGGAGAACUGCCCAUCCAGCAAUACAUCUCGCUAAGCGGUGUAGAGCUCGACAAGAUCCAGCAUCUAGAAAAUCCCUUGGGCCUGGAGGACAUCCGGGUAUUUUUGGGAGCCCUCGGGAUGUCGGGACUGACUGCGUAUUCGUCCUUCUAUGAGAUUCGACAGCCCAAGAAACGGGAAACCAUCUUCAUCAGUGCUGCUAGUGGGUCUGUGGGCAGCAUGGUGGGACAACUAGCCAAACGCGAAGGACUCAAGGUGAUCGGCAGCGUGGGAUCGGACGACAAGCUCGAUUUCAUCAUCAACGAGCUUGGCUUCGACGCAGGGUUCAACUACAAGAAGGAGCGGCCCAGCGAUGCCCUGAAACGACUGGCUCCUGAUGGCAUCGAUAUCGAUUAUGAGAACGUCGGCGGCGAUAAUCUUGAAGCAGCCCUGGACGCGAUGAGGGAACAUGGACGGGUUAUCAUCUGCGGCCUGAUCUCCGACUACAGCGCGGCGCCUGGGCAGCGAUAUCCUCUGUACAAUUACAGUGUCAUUCUGCGAAGGAGACUCACUGUUCGCGGUUUCGUUGUCUUUGAUCACGGUUUCGUUUACCACGCAAAGCACCAGGCCAACGUGCAGCGGUGGAUCAAGGAUGGGACACUCAAAGUGGUCACUUGGGAGUGCGAGGGCAUCGAUAAUGCCAUCGAUGGUCUUCUCGCUCUUUUCUCGGGGCGCAACUUUGGGAAAGCUGUUCUAAAGUUCUAA